AUCCUCUUCCCCAGACAUGUGCAGAUUACGUCCACCAUGUGUGGUCGAUAUGCGCUGGCCUUGCGGCCUUCAGUGGUUCGCCAGCAGCUCGAGCAGUCGCAGAUGCCAGUAGACAGCGCGCCUGACGACAACGACGUCCGUCAAAGCUACAAUUUUGCGCCUGGAUAUUGCGGAUUGGUCUACCGAGCUGAUGGUCCCGACUCCGGGACGAGUACAUUACAAAACCAACAUGAUGAGCUAGGCACGCAGAACAAUAUCACUUCGGUUCCAGCAGCAGGGCACAUGGACGGCACCAAGUACAAGCUUCAGGCUAUGAAAUGGGGACUCGUUCCGUUCUGGACGAAACGCAACCCCGACUACGGUUCCAUGUUGAAGACGAUCAACUGCCGGGAUGACUCGCUGUACGACGAUCGUGGCAUGUGGACAAGCAUGAAGAAGAAGAAACGGUGCAUCGUGGUCGCACAGGGUUUCUAUGAAUGGCUCAAGAAGAACAACGGCAAGGAGAAGAUACCGCAUUUCACCAAGCGCAAGGAUGGUCAGCUGAUGUGUUUUGCGGGUUUAUACGACUGUGUCCAGUUCGACGACUCUGAAAAGCUGCUGUACACGUACACAAUCAUUACCACGGAUUCGAACAAGCAGCUCAAGUUUCUCCAUGACCGGAUGCCGGUUAUAUUAGAUAACGGUUCUAAAGCUGUCAAGACUUGGCUAGAUCCGGAGCGGAAGGAAUGGAGCACCGAUCUGCAGUCGCUCCUUCAACCGUAUGACGGUGAAUUGGAAUGCUUUCCUGUGAGCGGAGAAGUGGGCAAGGUCGGGAACAACUCGCCGCAGUUUGUCGUGCCUGUCAACAGCGCGGCCAACAAGAGCAACAUCGCCAACUUUUUUGGGAACCAACAAAAGAUGGCCAAAGCAAAGAAGGACGAGGGCAUAGUCGGAAGGGCAGAGCAUGACGAUGGCAAGACCACCGACCAGAUCGCAAUCAAGGUCGAACAGGACGCCAAUGAACCUCGUGAGACGACGAACCAGGUUCAAGGUAGCGAAGACAAUGCACCAUUGCCUGUUCCAGCACCAAUAUUCCCAUCACGCGGCGAAGGUUUGAAGGGCAUCAAACGGGAGCGCAGUGAAGCCGAAGAUGACGGCGACACAGCAUCUGGUGCACGCCAACAGAAGCGGAGGAUGCCUGGUCCAGGAUCCAGCCAGUCCCCGCAAAAGCGUGGUACAAAAGCACCUGCAAAGAAGACCAGGAGCGCCACGAGUAACGGCAGUGCAGCGAAGGCGAGCCCGUCCAACCAGAAGCGCAUCGAGUCGUUCUUCGCGAAGUGAGGCCGCCAUAUGAGCGGCAUGCACGGGUGCGGCGUCGGCGCGUAGUGCAGUCGUGCAUUGCGUAUUGCGUAUUGCGUAUUGUCUCGGCGAAGACUGGAGCGAUGCUAUACGGUGGCGGUGAGAGGGAUGUUGGUAUAGGCGCAAAUCACCACGGCGUGGCCGGGCGGGACACUAAAGCGCGGCUGCCAUUCGCAGGGCAGGCAGCGGCGUGACUGCUCGCUGAUGCGUGUCAUGGCCAGCAGGCCGUUCUGCCGCAGCAAGCGGUGCAUUUGCAUUUGCAGUCGCGUUUGGCAUGCAGCCCCGAGCUGCAGCUUGGGCGGUGGUAGGUGGGUGCGGUGCCCGUUUUCGCGUGGGCAGCGAGAAGCACCCUGCAGCGAGUGCAGCAGCGCAGAGGCACAGACAGCCCGUGGUCUCCAAAUAGACACGGCGCCCACCCCGGCGGUGGCGCACAAUGUGAACACAUGUUUCGAGGCAGCACACUGGCACUGGCACUGGCA
Molecule: messenger RNA, 1817 nt
Organism: Paraphaeosphaeria sporulosa
Lineage: Eukaryota; Fungi; Ascomycota; Dothideomycetes; Pleosporales; Didymosphaeriaceae
Product: DUF159-domain-containing protein
Exons: 5
Coding region: 37-1320 (427 amino acids)
Biological process (GO): DNA damage response
Molecular function (GO): single-stranded DNA binding
Source: RefSeq, a predicted model, not a curated record